AAACAUGUUUCAUGUUUGUUUCAAUGGUGCUCUCUCGAGUGUUUAUUUUAUCUCGGAUUUUCAAUCAAUUUUCAUGAGUUUUUCACCAAAAAUCAGGCAUUUCAAGGAGAAUUUGCUUUAUAAGUAAAUUCCUGCGCAACAUAAUUGAUGAGGUUACCUCGCGUGCUUUAGGAUGUUCCGGGAAGGAUUGAAAGCGCUUUCCCGCAAGCCGGUAGUGCAAAAAAUCAUCACAGGACAUCGCAAAGCCUUCAGUUUGAAGUAUCUUGUCUUUACAAAUGUGGCAAUCUCAAUGACACUCUCCGCCACGGGAGAUAUGCUCGAGCAGCAGUAUCAGAAGAAGUUUGGGCAGCAUCCUAGAUGGGAUAGGCAGAGGAGUCUCAGGAUGGGAGUCACGGGCAUUACCGUGGGGGUUGUUUGUCACUACUGGUACAACUUUAUUGAUAACUUCCUGCCCGGAAGAACGCUGCGACUUGUCUUGAAGAAGGUAGUUCUGGAUCAGAUGAUUGGAUCCCCCUUAGUAAUUUCAACGCUCUUUGUCACCCUUGGGCUUCUCGAUGGACAGUCUAGGAGUGAAAUUGUGGAUGAGAUGAAGCAGAAAUUCAUUAGACUGUAUACGGCAGAAUGGAUUAUUUGGCCACCGGCACAAAUUAUCAAUUUCCUGUGGCUUCCGUCCAAAUAUCGUGUCCUCUACGACAAUACCAUCUCACUGGGAUACGAUGUCUACACAUCUCGUGUUGCAAAUGAUACCAGCUAGCAGGCGGAAGUAUUCUUCUAUAGUCUCUGAGAGGAAUUUUCAUCUCAUCAGGAGAUCUAGAAGAACUUCCGGAGCGUCUUUUAUCUUUUAAUCUUCGGAAAAAGGCUCUUAUGGUAAGGAAAUGAGUGUUCUCCAGCAGAGAUUUGAAGUAGAGACCGAAGUCGAUGGACUUUUCGUCGACGACGACUUGAUGCAAAGUUUGCAUCGACUUCGACGACUAAGUCGAGUUAGUCAGUCGAGCAUAAGUCGACGACGACUCAACGACUUAGUCGACUUAUAGAGGAAAAUUACACAAAAUUUUUUAUACAGAGCAUAAAGUUUAUAAUUAAAUAUU
Molecule: messenger RNA, 1088 nt
Organism: Lutzomyia longipalpis
Lineage: Eukaryota; Metazoa; Arthropoda; Insecta; Diptera; Psychodidae
Product: mpv17-like protein 2
Exons: 2
Coding region: 173-754 (193 amino acids)
Biological process (GO): mitochondrial ribosome assembly
Cellular component (GO): membrane; cytoplasm
Source: RefSeq, a predicted model, not a curated record